GAGCCAAGUUAGCGCUGUUAGCUUCCUCCUUCCAAAUCUCACCGGUUCGUGUAGCUGGCUGUCCGCAACAUGUUCAGAGCCGCCGUCCGACUUUCGGUCUCCGGUGUCCGGAGUUUAACCCGCAGGCAACCUGGGUGCCAAGCUCUUUUGGCCUCAAGGUGUUACUCACAUGGGAAGCAAGAGACAGAUGAGGAGUUUGACGCUCGCUGGGUCACCUAUUUCAACAAGCCAGACAUUGAUGCAUGGGAGCUGAGAAAAGGGAUGAACACAUUGAUUGGUUAUGAUCUGGUACCUGAGCCAAAGAUUCUUGAGGCAGCACUGAGAGCUUGUCGGAGGUUAAAUGACUUGGCCAGUGCCAUCCGAAUUUUGGAAGCUGUGAAGGAUAAAUCCGGCCCUCAUAAAGAGAUCUACCCAUAUCUGAUCCAAGAGCUGCGGCCAACAUUAGACGAGCUCGGCAUCUCGACGCCUGAGGAGCUUGGCAUUGACAAACUGUAGAUGAAUCUAACGACGGUGGAUCUCCCCAGUACACAAAACCCUUGUACUUAACUGUUCGCCUCAUAUAAUACGUGUGAUAUUUAAUUUGGCCUUUAUUAAGUUCUUUUGCUUGUAAAAUAUUGAUGAACCUAAUAAAGGAAAAUGUGUCUUUAUUGAGUGUCACAAGUAUUUUGGAAAUGUUGAAAUAGUUUGAGUGCUCACUCAAUACAUUACAGGUUGCUUUAAUAGAGAGCAGUGCGUCACUUUUAAAGGUGCAUGUUGACUCGGUGUGUCGGACGUUCUUGUGAGAGUCACAUUUUGCCACCAGGGAGCAGCGUUUUCAUAUGAAUGUAAAAUCAUUCUACUGUUUUCAAUCUAUAUUACAUCUGUUUUCAUUUCAGGGAAAUUUUUCAUGCUUGUAAAAUAAACGUGUUCAAAUGGCAAA
Molecule: messenger RNA, 919 nt
Organism: Plectropomus leopardus (leopard coralgrouper)
Lineage: Eukaryota; Metazoa; Chordata; Actinopteri; Perciformes; Serranidae
Gene: cox5aa
Product: cytochrome c oxidase subunit 5Aa
Biological process (GO): mitochondrial electron transport, cytochrome c to oxygen
Cellular component (GO): respiratory chain complex IV; mitochondrial inner membrane
Source: RefSeq, a predicted model, not a curated record